Molecule: messenger RNA, 822 nt
Organism: Striga hermonthica
Lineage: Eukaryota; Viridiplantae; Streptophyta; Magnoliopsida; Lamiales; Orobanchaceae
Source: the annotation of a GenBank genome assembly
AUGACUGUUUCAGUUCUGGUCGACGUCACCACUAAUGCUCUUUGCCCGGGACAGAACACUUGCCCUCAAGCCAUCUACAUUAAUGGCGUCCAGCAAACUGUAGUCGGCAUAUUCAAGAUGAUAGUUCUUCCACUUUUGGGUCAGUUGGCGGAUGAGUACGGACGAAAACCAUUGCUUCUUAUCACUGUAUCCACCACAAUUGUUCCUUUCACUUUACUUGCCAUUGAUCAAUCAAAAGGAUCUGUGUAUGCUUAUUAUGCUAUCCGGACCAUUUCCUAUAUCAUAAGCCAAGGGAGCAUCUUUUGCAUUUCUGUUGCUUAUGCUGUAAAUGUUAUUGAUGACAGUAAAAGGGCUGCUGCCUUUAGUUGGAUCACAGGCCUUUUCUCCGCUUCACAUGUUGUAGGUAAUGCCUUAGCGUGUUUUCUUCCCGAAGGAUACAUAUUUGAGGUGUCGAUAGCUCUGUUGAUCUUUGUUCCUGUUUAUAUGGCACUUUUUCUGAAAGAAACAGUGGGACCAAUUCAAAAACCAGACCAGCACAUCUCUUUCUUUAACAAGGCAUUGGAUAUUGUUAAAGGAAGAUAUUAUGCAAUGAAGUAUCCGGUGCGUGUUGUUACCAGCAGUUCAACGCUUAAGCGCAUUUCUCUUGUUUCCUUCUUCUAUGAAUUGGGGAUGUCUGGCAUCAGCAGCGUCCUAUUGUAUUACUUGAAAUCAGUUUUUGGUUUCAACAAAAAUCAGUUGUCAGAAAUCUUGAUGAUGGUGGGGUUGGCUCUAUUUUUUCUCAGAUUCGCAAAAGUCAAUAGUCAUACUAGUGACUUAUUCUAA